Messenger RNA from Synchiropus splendidus (mandarinfish), 1956 nucleotides. RefSeq names its product SPRY domain-containing SOCS box protein 4-like. Bases 432 to 1268 code for a protein of 278 amino acids. NCBI's taxonomy places the organism in Eukaryota, Metazoa, Chordata, Actinopteri, Syngnathiformes, Callionymidae. Gene Ontology annotation, cellular component: SCF ubiquitin ligase complex. The transcript has 5 exons. The record is from RefSeq and is a predicted model, not a curated record. Gene Ontology annotation, molecular function: protein binding. Gene Ontology annotation, biological process: intracellular signal transduction; proteasome-mediated ubiquitin-dependent protein catabolic process.
GACAACUGCUGCAUGGAAGUGAUCUGAACUUUGGAUGCUAUUUCCAUCCAUCGUACAGUUGAGACUUUCAGAAUUCCGUCAGCCUAAGCUCAGCUUGGAGAGAAAGGAGGGGGCGCCUGCCGUGUGCGAGUCGACUUCGCCGAGUGUUUCGUACGUCGGCUUCUGGAGGAGAAGACGCGGUAGGAACAUUUUGUUGUUGUGACUGGCCCCCGGUGACCUGGCAAAGAUGGAUCUUUCCAAAGAAACUUGAAGUCAGAUGGAUUAGGAGGAGCUUUUUACCAUCUGGCUGGCAAGACUACUUGCAUCUUUCCCCACUGGACGCAUUCUGUUGCGACUGCGCCCAUGAGGUAACGUCGGGUAUUAAAACGUCCUCACUACCGCCCCUUGGUCCGUCCAUUUCCCUCCCCUCUGCCCCCUCCUCUCUCUAAACAAUGGGUCAGAAGAUUUCCGGCAGCAUCAAGUCAGUGGAUGUACGUGGGGAGCCCUCCUACAGGCCCGUACGGCGGGAACUGCGCGGUCCUGAUUUUUGCCGCCCUCCACGGUUGGACUUGCUACUGGACAUGCCACCAGCAAGUACAGAUGCUCAGCUUCGCCACGCUUGGAACCCUGACGAUCGAUCACUGAAUGUUUUCGUGAAGGAGGAUGACAAACUGACGUUCCACAGACACCCUGUAGCGCAGAGCACAGACUGUAUCCGUGGAAAAGUGGGCUACACCAGGGGUCUACACGUUUGGAGGAUAAAUUGGCCAGCCAGGCAAAGGGGCACCCAUGCUGUUGUGGGAGUGGGCACAGCUGAAGCAUCUUUGCACUCGGUGGGAUACACCGCCCUCGUGGGCUCAGACUCAGAGUCGUGGGGCUGGGACUUGGGUCGGAACAAACUAUAUCAUGAUGGAAAGAAUCGGCCUGCUUCAACGACAGCGCCCACAUACCCCUGUUUUCUUGAACCAGACGAGUCCUUUGUUCUUCCAGACUCUCUAACAGUAAUACUAGACAUGGAUGACGGAACGUUAAGCUUCAUGGUGGAUGGACAGUAUCUAGGAGUUGCUUUCAGAGGACUAAAGGGCAAAAGACUGUACCCCAUCGUCAGUGCUGUGUGGGGCCACUGUGAAGUGUCGAUCCGCUAUGUCAAUGGCCUUGAUCCGGAGCCCCUCCCUCUCAUGGACCUGUGCAGACGUGCCGCUCGCCUUGCCCUCGGUAGGGAGCGCAUCCAUCACAUCGACACUCUUCCCCUGCCGCAGACCCUCAAGAACUACCUCCAGUACCAGUGACCCUGCUCACUUGCUCAUGCAGAACCGAUAGAUUUUCAAAUGAACCAGCUUUCAUCAUCAUCAUCAUCAUCAUCGUCGUCUUUGUUAGACAGAUGGUGAACACUGACUCCAGUUACAGCCCCAAACGCUGCAGUGAAUGGUUUUAGUUUACCAACUCCUCUAUUGAUGACCUUGAGGAAGCCUCUUUUCAUGGGUGACCGUUUGAAAGUAACAAUCUCAUGUUCAGUUCAGCAUCGAAAGCGAGUUUGUGGAAUAGAAAGCAUGUUGCUUGCUAUUUCUGACUUUUAUUUGCACACAAACAUCAACUCAAAAGCUGUUAGUUGUCAUCACCUAGCAACCAAAUAUUCAAAUUUCAGUUGGCGUUGUCUGAUUUUAUGUUUGUUUUAAUGAAACUGUCUCGGACUCUGCAGCUCUCUGCCCUAACGUCAGUGCGUGGAACUGAAGUCUUAUGUGCGUCUUCUAGAGAGUCGUCUUCAUGAUUUUAAAAAUGCUGCUUUUAUAUCUUUUCUUCCACGGUCUUACACUCGAGUGGGUUUUAAUCCAGAGAAAGUUUUGUUGAUAUAUUUUUUAAGUUUUUUUUUUUUCUUUUAUUGACUUUUAAGAUUUGUCUGCCAGACGUGAUGUCUCGCAGGUUUUGGUGGAAGAAUGUCUUAACCUGAGAAUCUUUUUGAAUGUGAAUAAAGUAAAC